Molecule: messenger RNA, 273 nt
Organism: Verticillium dahliae VdLs.17
Lineage: Eukaryota; Fungi; Ascomycota; Sordariomycetes; Glomerellales; Plectosphaerellaceae
Product: lactose permease
Exons: 2
Coding region: 1-273 (90 amino acids)
Biological process (GO): transmembrane transport; carbohydrate transport
Cellular component (GO): membrane
Molecular function (GO): carbohydrate:proton symporter activity
Source: RefSeq, a predicted model, not a curated record
AUGUCGCACCCUAAAUGGCGAGGAUAUCACACAGGACUUUAUAACUGCAUGUUGUGGCUCGGUGCUACAGUAGCUAGCUGGACGAUCUUUGGCUGCUCAAAGUGGGAUAACCCGUAUGCCUUUCGGAUCCCUAUCUGGGGUCAGCUCUUCUCAUCCAUCAUUGUCGGCGUCGGCGUUUUCUUUGUACCAGAGUCUCCAAGAUGGCUCAUCGCCAACGGCAAGAUUGAACAAGCCAGGGCUAUGCUCGCUAAGUACCACGGCGAAGGACAGUAA